Liolophura sinensis is the source of this 5245-nucleotide messenger RNA. RefSeq lists its product as uncharacterized. The coding region runs from base 4028 to 4846 and encodes 272 amino acids. The record is from RefSeq and is a predicted model, not a curated record. The transcript is spliced from 3 exons. NCBI's taxonomy places the organism in Eukaryota, Metazoa, Mollusca, Polyplacophora, Chitonida, Chitonidae.
CUUUAAAAGUUUCCAGUUCACCUUUGCAUCCCAAGGAACGUAUUCCAGGAGAUCCAACGUAAAGACCAUGGGAUAAACACACAAUUGACACAAGUCACAGUCAGGUACUUCGCUAGGUUAGCGAACGCGAAAACAGUAUGUAGCGAUUUGUUUUUAUAUAUAUAUAUCUUCUUAACGAUACAGAUAUCCCAGUUCCAAAUCACACCAUUUACUACAGGGGAAAGCACAAUAUUGGUAGCGUGAAUCACCCAGUGUCGAACUCUGGAACAAUAUCUGUAUACUGCUGGAGACGUUCGCUACUAUGGAUUCUUUUGAAUGUCAGCUCGGUCAGUCCGUGUCAUUCAGUAGUAUGUUUGGGAAAACCACUAGUUAGCUCUGAACUUCGAAUAACCAAGAAAAGUCCGAUUUUUAAGGUUCAACAAACAGCAGCAACAGUUUUAUUAAAAUAGAGUGACAGGAGUAUGUUGAUAUAUAUAUAUAGGUAAAAGUGCCAGUACUGUGUACAAGCACAACAUCUGUACUUCAGAUGGUUCAGAUAACUGUGUUAGGGAUAUCUCAGAAAGGUAUUAAACCUAGUACUGCUGUGAUAGUGGUAUGUCCUACUGGUGUCAUAUAGACAAUAUGUCCGCCAUGUGUGGGGACAUUAUCCGUAAAUAAUACUUUCAGGUCUUCUCUGGGAGUAACAGUUCCAGAAUUGGUCCAGUAAUAACUUGGGAAAACAAGUUCCAAAUUCUGGGACUCGGCGUCUCACUGUGCCGAAACUGGGAAUCCCAGUCCCACUAUUGCUCAGGGGCACUUAUGCACAAAUUCUCCCAGUAUAAAUGUUUCAGCUCAUACUUGGGAAUUAUAAAAUUUUGGUCCAGAAAAUCCCAGUGACAAACUAUUGAGAUAUACUGUCUCAAUCAUGGUUGGGAAUAUCAGUCUCACAGCCUGGGAAAGUCAGUCCCACAGCCUGGGAACACUUGUGUCACAAUUUGGAACUAGCAGUCCCACUGUCUCUAGGUAUGCUCUAAAGCUGAAAUCCCACUGCAGUGCUGACAACUUAUCUAGCUACCACUUCACACUGCUUAUAUACAUGUAAAAUACCUGCCUUAGAAAGCUAACUAGGUGGAAAUUUAGAUGUUAACACGACGGUGGUCCGAGAUCAUCUGGGACUAAAAAGUGGGAAUUUGCCCGGUAUUUAUAGUCUCCGCUCAUAAAUAUUCAUGAGUACCAAGGCUGGUACUCAGAGCACUGAUUGGCUAAUACCAAAGUAACAACAUCUGUGUAUAGAAAUACUAUACAUGUACAUGCGUAUCUAAUGUCAUGGCACAUUUUUCUUUCUUUUCUUAAUAAUGGAAAGAUGAACAAUAACUUGCAGGUAGAAAGAAGAUGAGCCUGUGGAGUGAAACUAUUUACUUUCGCAAAUACAAGUUAAUGCCCCUUUUGAAACUCUUCAAUAUGAGUUUAACACUAAAGGAUGUCGUAAAGUAGACAACCUCGUCUAGCGGCAGUUCCCCGUGAACGACGAUCGUGCGCGGCGAAGCAACAACAACAACCACAAAAAAAAAUGAUUUAGUGUCUUAAACUUGGUACAAAGGACGUUUUAUGCCAAAAUCAUGCCACAGUCAGUGAGUACUAAUGUUGUUUUCACUGGAAAGAUGCCGUACGUGGUUUGUUACAGCAAAAAUAUGUCCAAAAGUAAUGGAAACUCUACUCGAAUUUGUCACUUCAAAAUAUUAACAAUGGCGGAUGUUUCGCCAAACUUAAGGUCGCUAAAAAAAACUGUUGUUUGCAACCUAGUCAAACAAUAUCUGAUCACCAAGCUUGGAGAGAAACUCCUUCAACAUGUCAGUGUAUUAUACGUGAAAUAUGGUGUUCUAAUUAAGUCAUCAAAUGUUAAUAUUCUUACGUUGGAAGGGACAGAGGUCCACGGAAACUAUGUCCUUCAAAAGUUACAUUAAGGCGCCAAAAACAACUUGCUCUCAUGAGUCCACAAAAUAUCCUGUCUCUGUAUGUUACAAAAAAAAAACAAAAAACAUAUAUACAUAUUUCAAAAUAUUCCACAAAAAUUCUAAUUUAAUUUGAGGAUAUGUCUAACCCAUAAAAAUUUACAUUCUACUGGUAAAACCUGUGUCUACGUUAUGGACAAGGCAGAAAAUUAACCCCUAACCUACCAUGCAAUUAUAUGAAAUCAUAUACUGUCUCCAACAAAAUCGCCACAAGUACACAGGUUACACAGAACUGGAACAGUCAAGCCUUUGAAUGACGUCACACCCGCAGAGCACAACACAGGGUAAAUACAGGCAUGGAGGUAUAAUCCACUUUAGAACGGUCACAGCUCCCGCAGAAACUCACAAACUAGCCGUUCAGAGACGUAGAGUAAUGUCACCUUGUGGCAGAACGAACGUCCUUUGUGCAAAACUGAAAACUUCAGUUUAGAGUCCUUGACAACCUUGUCGGUCAGGUGAGGUCAGCGUGUUAAACAAACUACACAGUCAACACUGUAUAAUCAUAAUAAAGAUCCGAACACCAAUAAACGUGACUUCCGCAGAAAUUCACAUAAACCAGACAUCAGUACAACUGUGGUACACAAACGGUGCCAGCAUAAAAAUCUGUCCUCCCAAAUGAAACUGGCAUCACCAGCUCAUAUCAAAAUAAUGGACUCGAUACGAGAGCGUCGCAUACUCUCCUGGCUCCCAGUGGAUGCAGCAAAAAUACCUCCCCUCUCUGCACAGAAAACACGGCUUAUAUACGUUCCAGGUGGAUUCAACUAUUUUUAAACACAGAAUUAACAGCCAAUGAACAGCCAAUAAAAUAAACAAAGCAUUGAACAAGGUGCUUUCCAUCCGGUCCGCGCUGUACAUAUAUAACAGGGCCUGUUAUGCUUUCACAAAGAUCCGCAGACUAACAGUACAUGAAAACGUUAAAUAGUCAUACAUAACAUAGUAUUGACUAUAUUGCAAUCAUUGUUAGCAUGAUGUCACUUGGUUUCUAGAUGUCAUGCUUAAACGUUACAUGCAUUAUGGUCUGACUGUCAGGCUGACCUCUCAACUUCAACCUACCUUGACCUACAUGUAUGUGUACAGGUCACUGUGUACACAUAUGGACACACAUGUAACAUGUCUAUUAUAUAAUUGGGUUAAUAAUCAUGUCCAACACCUUAACUUGUUUAACUUACCUGUUAUGACCAUAUGGCGCUUCUAUUAAGUCUUUGUAAGCUAAGUUCUAAAUUAUUUACUCAUUAAUACUUGAAAGCUCUAGUAGCUCUCCUGAUUCCCUCCAAGACAGCCGAGCAGUCAAGACGUGUUUUGCUAAGAUCACAGCCAGUCUUCAUUCAUUUCACCCAGGUGCUGUACCGUCUUGACUGCCAGACGUUACCCUCCAGGCUGCUUCUCCUUGUGAGUCCCUCAGCGGGAACACUAUCCAAACUCAGAAGGAAGGGAAAGGAACAUAUUUACAGAUACCCCUACUCUUAUACUGAUUACCUCUGUCUCAAAUAAUAAAUUCUCAGGCUGUGGCACUUGUGAAAACCCACCAGAGCAUUUGCGUUCUUUGUCCAGCAUAUAUUUAACACUUGUUCCCCCAAAAGCCAGUCACGUGUCCACCCGACAACGUAAGAUAGUCUCGUAGGUGAUUCAACCGCAGACAAACAGGUCUUACACUUACACGGUACACACAUGAGGUUUUGAGGUGCCGAAUAGGAGUCCGUGGGUCCGUGGGACCUUCUAAUGCUUUGAAAGACUAGAAAACCAACAACGCCAGCCAAGAGCAUCAAAACCAACGUCAGUAAGAUGCAGCGAACACUUUUGGUGUACGAAGGUUUGUGUCUAGGAGUUCUUCUGCCAACACGGUCCUGUUCCACAUCGGUAUCUGCCGACAACGUCUGUGUCACACGACGCGGCAAAGCCUUCUCCGCGGAUGCCAUACCUACACCAUGCUGCUGGUCUCACUACUGACGAACUAGAAGUGGGCAAACUGGGCUUUGCCACGCACCUGCCUGAUUCUUGCAACCAUGGAGAACACAUCCAACUCAGAAUAGACUGAAAUGCUUUCACAUUACAGAGAUGUACCAAAUCUUGCACCAAAGACGACAACUUGUGGAAGAACUGUAUUUCCCCAACCCAACAAUGAAAUGCAGCCAGCCAUUAACAAUCAGAUGUGCAGCCUUAUCAACGCAAUAUUUGGCACAACUCAAGAAGAGGCUGAAAAAAUUGAGAUGUCAACACGGGACCAAGCAGACAGCGCUAUGUGGUUUGAGGAAAGACGAAAUGGUCUGACAGCUUCACAGUUUGCAAAAAUUUGUAAAAGGAAAAAGGAUAUCAAUGAAAAAUUCAUUAACAGUUUAUUUGGAGAAGUUAAUACCUUUACAUCUCCAGCAACAUCGUAUGGUAGGGCCAAUGAAUCUGUUGCCAAGCAAGUAUACUUGGCCAAAAAUACAAACAUUCACAUUCAUGACUGCGGGCUGGUUGUCAAUCCACAAUUCUCGUUUUUAGCUGCAACACCUGAUGGUAAAAUUUGUAUCAAUGGCCAGACGGGAAUACUUGAAAUAAAAUGUCCUUACUCAGCCAGAGAUUUGACGAUUUCAGAAGCUGCAAAUACAGUUCCAAAUUUCUGUCUAGUGAAACUGGGAACAAGUCAUACCUUAAACCAGAAUCAUGACUACUAUUUUCAGGUGCAAGGGCAACUGUUGGUAACUGGAGCUCCUUUUUGCUUAUUUCUGGUGUAUACAAAGAAAGACAUGUUUGAAGAACAAAUACUGCCCAAUUUAAAUUUCAGGACAGAUAUGUACAAGAAGUUGUUGAGGUUUUACUCUCAGUAUGGCCCGAAGAGUAUAUCAUUACAUUCUCCUAGUGGAAGUGAAUAGGACAUACUUACUCUGUUCUUCAGUCUGGCUUGCAGAAUCACAACUGUGAGAAGAACCUUCUGGUGGUGAUGAGUCUGUAAUAUCACUGGGAAUUAAGCAAACACAGUCACUAUUUACUGUAACACAUGUCUUGAUUAACUUGUCCAGAUUUAUAAUUUAUUACAAUCAUUAUUUCUGUAUUCAUUUAUGUGACCAGAUUUAUAAAUUAACUUGCUACUAAUGGCAAGUGGUGUUGUGUAUCCAGAUUAAGUAAACUGUGCCAAAGUUCCUAUAAGCCUCAAUAAAUUUUAGCUGGACACUUAACUGUGUGAAUAUUCAGAGUUAAUAACACACUAAUGAAAUACUCUUGGUUAUUGUUUACAUAAUGAUAAAUAUUGUUCAUAUCAACCUACUGUGAUU